AUGUCGAAUUUGUCAAAGCUUGAGUUUGUGGCACUUGAUAUCUCGGGAAAGAAUUACCUAUCAUGGGUACUUGAUGCUGAAAUUCACCUAGACGCCAAAGGUCUUGGUGCCACUAUUACUCAGGAUAAUACAACAUCAAGUCAGGACAAAGCGAAGGCAAUGAUUUUCCUUCGUCAUCAUCUGGAUGAAGGAUUAAAGGUUGAAUACCUGACAGUGAAAGAUCCACUUGAAUUGUGGACUGGUUUGAAGGAAAGUACCGUAAAAGGGGUUUUAAAAAGCAUGCUUGUGGCUGAGCAGCACAAUACCCUUUUAUUGAAAAAUCAUGAAGCCCGUCCCACUGGAACUGCUCCAUUCCCGGAAGCGAAUGUGGUAGCAACACAUGGCCCAACUGAAAGAAGACAAAAUAAUCGAGGCCAUAAUAAUGAGCGUGGGCGUGGCAGGGGCAAGGGACGAUAUAAUAAUCGUCGUGGUGGUGGUCACCAUAAAAGGGAGAACAAUAUGGGUUAUCAAGGCAAUCCUUCAAGGAACAACUGUCAUCGUUGUGGUUUGAAAGGUCACUGGAAAAAUGAAUGCCGGGCGCCUGAACAUUUUGUCAGGCUUUAUCAAAAUUCCUUCAAAAGAAAGGCAAAUAGAGGUGGUGCCUCUUCUGCUAAUGCCCGGGUGGAGUCACACAUGACUUUUAAAAAUAACGAUGAGGCAGGGCCUUCACGAAAAUAUGAUGAUAAUGUUGAAGCUAAUUUGGCUUUGAAAGAUGAUGAUUUUGAUGGGCUUGAUGAUAUUACUCAUUUGGAAGUUGAAGACUUCUUUGGAGAUCGAAAUUGA
Lycium barbarum (goji berry) is the source of this 822-nucleotide messenger RNA. RefSeq lists its product as uncharacterized. The transcript is spliced from 2 exons. Gene Ontology annotation, molecular function: nucleic acid binding; zinc ion binding. NCBI's taxonomy places the organism in Eukaryota, Viridiplantae, Streptophyta, Magnoliopsida, Solanales, Solanaceae. The record is from RefSeq and is a predicted model, not a curated record. Bases 1 to 822 code for a protein of 273 amino acids.